CCGAGAAACAGUCGACGGGAUCUGGGCGGGACCGAAUCGCCUCUACUGCUUGCACUUCAUUACUCUGAAAUCUCCAUGAUCCACCUGGACGACCGCUUGAUAGCUCAGGUUUCCACAUUUCUCCCCCAACUGCCACUGGUCAGCCAAACAGUAGUCCCACCCAAAAUCUCUUGUGGCCUGUAGUACAAAGUGGGUUCAACCAUUUGACCAGAACUUGGUGAUAGUAUAUUGGAGCAUCCAAGGCAGCCAACUAGCACCACAUACUGUCCAGGAGCUCACUGAUGCCCUGACUGAAGUCUGACAGGAGAUUCCCCAGGACACCACUUUGAUUUUCAAGGAAAGGUGACUAUGAGGACUGAGACAGGGACUGGGACUGAGGUGACACCCCAACAUAAGGGUACUGAAGUUACCAUUCCAGAGUCAGACUCAGAUGGUAAAAUGGCGAAAGAGGAUAUUAAGCCUCAUGAUGACUCUGGAGAUGUACAUGAUGCAUCAGACAGAACAACAUCCAACAAGAGCCCAAGAUCCCCUCAGAAAGGCUCCAAACGCUUCAAGACUGUUCCCUUUAAAGUCACACUUUUGGACAGUUCUAUUUAUGAAGAGAACAUUGAGAAACAGUGUAAGGGGCAGGUUCUCCUGGACCUGGUGUGUGAACAUCUAAACUUGUUGGAAAAGGACUAUUUCGGCUUGACCUUCAGUGAUUCUGACAGCCAAAAGAACUGGUUGGACCUGUCCAAAGAGAUCAAGAAACAGAUGAGAACAUCUUCUUGGCAAUUUAAUUUUGCUGUCAAGUUUUAUCCACCGGACCCCUCCCAGUUAAUGGAAGACAUUACAAGGUACUACCUGUGUUUGCAGCUGCGAAAUGACAUCCUCUCUGGCCGUCUGCCCUGUUCCUUUGUCACACAUGCUUUGCUGGGUUCCUACACCGUGCAGGCAGAACUGGGAGACUUUGACCAAGAUGACCAUGGCUCCGACUACGUUAGUGACUUCCACUUUGCCCCCAACCAAACUCGUGAACUGGAGGAAAGGGUGAUGGAACUACAUAGAACUUACAGGGGAAUGACACCUGCUGAGGCGGAAAUUAAUUUCUUGGAAAAUGCAAAGAAACUCUCCAUGUACGGUGUUGACCUGCAUCAUGCUAAGGAUUCAGAAGGGAUUGACAUAAUGCUGGGCGUGUGUGCCAGUGGUCUAUUGAUUUACCGUGACAGGCUGAGAAUCAAUCGUUUUGCCUGGCCAAAGAUCCUCAAGAUCUCCUACAAAAGGAGUAAUUUCUACAUCAAAAUCCGCCCUGGAGAGUAUGAGCAAUUUGAGAGCACCAUUGGCUUCAAGCUUUCUAAUCACAGAGCCGCCAAGAGGCUAUGGAAGGUUUGCAUUGAACAUCACACCUUUUUCAGGCUAGUGUCCCCUGAGCCACCACCAAAGGGCUUUCUGGUGAUGGGUUCAAAGUUCAGAUACAGUGGAAGGACCCAGGCCCAGACACGGCAGGCCAGCGCUCUGAUCGAUCGGCCCGCUCCCCACUUUGAACGGUCCACUAGCAAGAGAUACCUUCUUUCUCGCAGUCUAGAUGGAGAAUUUUGUCAACCGGUAUCCACACUGGGUGAAAUUCAUGAUGGUCUGUCUCAGAAGAGUGAGAGUGAGCAGCCACAGUUUCUUUCUGGAGAUGAAGCUGAUGCCGACCUCAGUCUGGAUCAAGACCAGGAACAGGAUCAAGAGCAUAGCAACAGUGAAGAGACUGUUACGACGCCUACAAGAAAAAAGGACAUUAAGUUUCUAGACAAAUCAGAGGAUGUUCUCUUGAAGCACCAAGCCAGCAUCAAUGAGCUGAAGAGGGCCCUGAGGGAGCCCAACAGUAAACUGACGAACCAGGAAAAACGUCUGUCAGGGACGUCCCCAGGCGGCUCUCCAGAGAAGAAAGCAGGCUCUGAAGAACGGGUGUUGCUUGACUAUGAAAUGGAGGAGAAAGGAGAGUACAAAGCUAGUACACCUCCACCUUCUCUGGUCAUUGAUCCCCUUCGAAAGGAGGAGACAGAAAAACAACAGGAAAUUACCAAGAUGACACACAUUGACCUAAUGAGAGAGGACAGUGAUGAAACACAAUUGCACAUGAAGACUUUUGCAUCCUCAAAAAUAACACUAAUGGACAAGUCAGGUGAAUCUAAGGAAAAUAUCAUCACAGGGGAAGAUGCCACAACUAAGAUUAAAUCUAAAUUGUCUCAUGAAAUAUCAAAAAAAGAGCCUACACCACUUGCUGAGUCUCAGCCUAACAACAAGAUUACCACUACAGACAUCAUGGCGGAGAGUUCUCAAUGUAAAGUCAGAAGGGAAAAAAGACCUCAAAGCUUAAACUUGGGGAAGUCAAGGGACUUUGUGUAUGAGACAGAAGCCAAAGGUUCAAACAUCACACACGAUAGUGUAGAGUCUGAUGAGGACAACAAUACUGAACUUAUAAAGGAGAUUGUGAUCUGUCAUCCUGAAAAUUUCAGCACAACAACAGACACAUGGACAUCAUCCAUGGCUGAAAAGUUAAUUCAGCCAGCCACAAAUACAUAUGCGGCAACACCGCUUAAAGUAAAUAAAGAGUUUGACAGGGUAAUGGGAAAAGACUUGCAGAUUCCCAAUCAGGGAGCAAGAAAGAUGCAUGAAAGUUUGCAUGAUUCAGGAAAGUCUGAUGAUGCAAGAAAAUUUGUAGAAUGUCAAGAGCAGCUAUCCAACGAAGUGAAGAUUAUGAACACUGAAGGCAAACAAGAAAACCAAGAUUCAUUCAGUGGCCCUGGCAAAGAUGAGCAGAAAAGUGUCAAGACUGAUAUCAGAUUUGAAGUCAUGAAAGUCAUCAUGAUUGAUAAUAGCAAGAAUGAAGCGAAAUCUGGAAAAGCAAAGAAGAAAGAAACAGAAGAUUUGGGUCUUGAAAAGAAGAUAAGCAAUUUUGAACUGGAAGAAUCUGCAGAAAUCCAAAUGGCCAUGGAACUGAGAAAAACUAGCCAGAGUGUUACUGGACAUGUAAGAACAGAUAUAACAAGAAUUGUUCCAUUAAAACCUGAGAGAGUGAGGAGCCAAGGCUACAAAGAUGACCUAGAUAUUGGACAAGGCUCUGAACUAAUGAAAAUAAAUUUUAAAAGAUACAGUAUGAAUGAAUCUUUUGUGAGACACUUUGACCCCUGUAAGUUCGAGAGCAGGGACACUAGCUAUUUCCAUGCAAACUGCUCCACAAGUCUAGUGAAAGGAAAUACAAGUCAGGAAUUAUCUUUAGCUAUCAAGGACAUCUGUGUGUGCUCAGAGCAUCAAGCGAUAAAGAGUCUUGAGAGUUCACCAAAAGAAAAGGGUAUACGGAAUGAAGACACUACAAAACACACCAGCAGAAUAGUCCACAGAGAUCUUCUGCAUACUGAUGAGAGCAUUUCUGAACUUCACUUCUCCAAACAGACAGUUAACCAAAAAAAUGCCCCUCCAACACCUCCAGUCAAAACAAAGAAAGCAAGAGAAUCAGGUCUCUUUCUGCGCAAUAGUCACAUUUUCAGCAAAGACCCAACUCUUGAAGCCAUCAAAAAGAACCUUCUGGAGCCUCUGUCCACUGCUUCUACUCUUGAAGACCCACAAUAUGAUGUUAAGGUGUCUCAUUCCACACUGUUUCCAUGUUCUUACAUGUUUUUAAAAAAAAAUACUUAAUUUUCUACUCAGGCUUUUCUACAAAAAUAACAAUAUUAAAAGCGUGCUUUCGAAUACUUUUUAUGUGUUCCAAGUGACAGUUUAGUGUACUUGCUCAAUCAGUGGUCAGGAUGAUUAGAAAAUUAGAAUGACUUCUGACAGUAGUUGUUGUUGUUUGUGUAACCUUUAAAAAGUCCCAAUUCAAAAUCAUGCAUGCAAAUUGUUUUUGGUCAAUUAAUUUCUUUUUUCUACAAACUAGACAUUAUAUUUGGUAUUUGGUAAUAUGGUAGCCUAUUUUGCUGUAAUGAACAUGCAAUGGAUUGUUAUCGUGGACAUUUAAAUACCAUGAAUAAUUCUAAAUGCCUUAUUAUCCUAAUUGUUUAAUUUUUUUUUAGAAUGCUCAUUAGCUUCUUUUCCAUUAACUGGUUAAAAAUAUGUCAACACAAUUGUUGUCUGACAGUAGGUGGUACUUAUAGAACAGCAAAUUACAGCAGUUACCACUGUUACCUAAAGCAGCAUUACCAUUUUCUGUUUCUGACACCAGUUUGUGCUGCAAAAGACAUGAAGUUAAAUAGUAUGUAAAUGUUUGCAAAAAGCUAUUGUGUUAUUGUAUUUAAAUGUUUAUGGUUAUUUUUUAUUUGAAAAAUUCA
This is a messenger RNA of Sinocyclocheilus rhinocerous, 4292 nucleotides long. Its product is annotated as band 4.1-like protein 1. Gene Ontology annotation, biological process: actomyosin structure organization; cortical actin cytoskeleton organization. Gene Ontology annotation, cellular component: plasma membrane; cytoskeleton. Gene Ontology annotation, molecular function: actin binding; structural molecule activity. NCBI's taxonomy places the organism in Eukaryota, Metazoa, Chordata, Actinopteri, Cypriniformes, Cyprinidae. The transcript is spliced from 17 exons. Bases 349 to 3663 code for a protein of 1104 amino acids. The record is from RefSeq and is a predicted model, not a curated record.